Messenger RNA from Penicillium verhagenii, 978 nucleotides. Its product is annotated as thiamine diphosphokinase. NCBI's taxonomy places the organism in Eukaryota, Fungi, Ascomycota, Eurotiomycetes, Eurotiales, Aspergillaceae. Gene Ontology annotation, biological process: thiamine diphosphate biosynthetic process; thiamine metabolic process. The transcript has 3 exons. The record is from RefSeq and is a predicted model, not a curated record. The coding region runs from base 1 to 978 and encodes 325 amino acids. Gene Ontology annotation, molecular function: thiamine diphosphokinase activity; ATP binding; thiamine binding.
AUGGAGUGGCAUCCAAGUCUUUUCUUUCGUCCCGAGGGCAGUCCGGCACCGUACGCUCUGUUGAUCUUGAAUCAGCCAAUCAACGAGAGGGCAUAUGAGGUAUUGAGUGAACAUGCUUCCUACGUUAUAUGCGCCGAUGGAGGUGCCAAUAGACUAUACGAUUUAACGAAGAGCCAAGGGCGAGAGUCAAAAGAACUUCCAGAUAUCAUCGUUGGUGAUCUGGACUCUCUCCAGCCAGCGGUACGAACGCAUUAUGAAAAAUUUGGAGUAAGCAUUCUGAAAGAUUCGGACCAAUAUUCAACGGAUUUUACCAAAUGUUUGAAUUACCUCAAUACCCAUGCAUCGGAGAUCAUUGCAAAUCCUCGUCGAGGUCAACUAGAGAACGCCUCUCAACCAAGCCCAAACUCAUUGCUUGAUAUUGUUAUUCUCGGCGGUCUAGGUGGCCGUGUUGAUCAGGCCUUUUCGCAAAUUCAUCAUUUGUAUAUGAUGACCCAAGCACAGCGACAAUUACGCCAAGUCAACCACAUUGCCAGUGAAACAGACUUCUAUCCUGAUGGGGACAACAAGCCCCAGCCGGGUGCAGGCGGAGGCCUCUAUCUAGUCUCCGAGGAAAGCAUGACAUUUGUGUUGCAGCAAGGCCGAAAUAUCAUUUUCACACCCGCAACGAGACGUGCAGAUCUCGAAAAAGCUGCUUCGGCCUUUGAAAUGCAAUCUCAACCCUCUGGAGCGCCUCAAAAUGGUAGACUUGAUGGGAAAUACGAAGCAGAGUAUUUUUUCGAAGAGAAUGUUGGCAUCAUUCCUCUAUCUGCUCCAGCUUCCAUCACCACCCAGGGAUUUGAGUGGGAUGUGCAAGAUUGGCAUACUGAGAUCGGAGGGCAGAUCUCUACAAGUAAUCAUAUUCGAGCUGAAAAGGUCGAAGUGACGACAUCAGUCCCAGUACUUUUUACUGUGGAGUUGGCGCAAAGACUGAAGAGAUGA